Messenger RNA from Oikopleura dioica, 402 nucleotides. NCBI's taxonomy places the organism in Eukaryota, Metazoa, Chordata, Appendicularia, Copelata, Oikopleuridae. The record is from the annotation of a GenBank genome assembly.
AUGAGCUUUUUUUACCCAAAUCCGCGGGAAAAACUAACUACAGCGAGAAUCAUGCAACUGAAUGUCAUCAACACAACCGCUUCGGCAAGACAAGCUCAGGAUCCGAACUGUCGUCCGAAAAUCAAUGAAUCCGAUGAUCGUUUUCCGGCUCGACCAAAAGUUCACGACUUGAUGGGUUUUCUUCUUGAUUACGCGAAAACAAUAACAGAUCAAGCGAAUAAUAUGAAAAUAAUUGGUAAGCUCAUUAAACAAGAUUUGUUUUAUGAAGACAGCGAGGAGAAGAAGAUGCAAAAACACAUCAUCCAGAACAUGUUUGAUGGAAUGAGAUACUCAGCUCCUCUUCUCAAAAAUUUGACUGCGAUCAAAAUGCACGAUGUCGACUCAAAUGCGAUUCUUUUCUAA